Messenger RNA from Sphenostylis stenocarpa, 1452 nucleotides. NCBI's taxonomy places the organism in Eukaryota, Viridiplantae, Streptophyta, Magnoliopsida, Fabales, Fabaceae. The record is from the annotation of a GenBank genome assembly.
AUGGCUUUGUUACUGCCACCACUCCAUUUUUCAACUUCCUAUCUCAGCACAAGCACCAUUGUGGCUCUCUGUGUAUUCUUCACUCUCCUAGGAGCUUGUGUCAUCAUUGGCCAUCUUCUGGAAGAGAAUCGGUGGGCUAAUGAAUCCAUCAUUGCCCUCCUUCUGGGGUUGUGUGCUGGAACGGUGGUGUUGUUUGUGACUAACUUUCAAAGUGCCAAGAUUUUAAUAUUCAGUGAAGACUUGUUCUUUCUUUACUUGCUUCCCCCGAUCAUUUUCAAUGCCGGUUUCCAAGUCAAGAAGAAACAGUUCUUCAAGAAUUUCACCACUAUACUGCUCUUUGGAGUCAUUGGAACAGUUAUUUCAUUCUGUCUGAUAUCUGUUGGUGCCCUUAUGCUCAUUCAGUGGAUUGGAAUAGCUAACCUUGGCAUAAAAGAUUACCUUGCCAUCGGUGCCAUUUUGUCAGCAACGGACUCAGUUUGUACAUUGCAGGUUCUCAAUCAAGAUGAAACACCCUUGCUUUACAGCAUUGUAUUUGGGGAGGGAGUAGUAAAUGAUGCCACUUCCAUUGUGCUUUUCAAUUCGGUCCAAUCCCUUGACUUCACCAGCAACAACUCUAUGACAGCCUUGAAAUUGUUAGGGACCUUCCUUUACCUCUUCUGCACUAGUACUGCCCUUGGCGUAGGAGUUGGCCUUUUAAGUGCUUAUAUUAUUAAAGCACUUUACCUAGGAAGGCAUUCUACUGAUCGUGAACUUGCACUUAUGAUGUUGUUGGCAUAUUUGUCAUAUAUGAUUGCCGAGUUAUUCACUUUAGAAAUUCAAGAUAUAUAUACAGACAUAUGUGUGGCUUCUGCAGCUUUUGAGUCUCAGUGGGAUUUUGACUAUUUUCUUCUGUGGCAUUGUUAUGUCACACUACACUUGGCACAAUGUUACAUUAAGCUCAAGGACAACCACCAAACAUUGACAAAUGGAAAAGCAGCAAAGGCAGGAACUUCAGUUGCUGUGAGUUCAGCUUUGUUUGCAUUAGUGUUGAUUGGAAGAGCAGCUUUUGUGCAAGUGCCUGAUAUAAGGUUUAAUUUUGCAGUAGCCAAGAGGACAUCAACACAAGACUCUGCAUUUAUGAUCACCUCUACUAUAAUUGUGGUCUUAUUCAGCACUGUGGUAUUUGGCUCCAUUACAAAGCCUCUGAUAGAGGCUGUGCAACUAAGGCAUUCAAAACCAACCAGUUUUGAUUCCACUGAUAACGUAGAAGAUUUGAGAUUCCUGUUGCUUGAAAACACUGGUCCCCUUAAUCAAAACAACAAUCGGCCAUUUCAAAGGCAAAGUAGAAUAGGUACGCUAAUGAGUCAUCCAAGCAAAACUGUUCACUACUUCUGGAGGAAAUUUGAUGACAAGUUUAUGAGACCUGUGUUUGGUGGAAGGGGUUUUGUGCCAUUUGCUCCUGUCGAAGAAUGA